CCACACUGUAAUCUUUGUACGAAAAUCAUUGUCGUCUGUGACGAAAAUCGUCGAAUUUUAAUUAAAUCGUAGAAAAUUAGAAAUUAGGAAACACAUUACUAAAAACAGAAAGCCGAAAAGUAUCUCGUAGUUUAGUAAAGCUAAAAUCACGUUGCUAUUUAUCUCGUGAAACGUGAAGUGUUGCAUGAAUUUUGUGGUAAUUAAAUUAUAGAAUAAUAUUAACUGAUCUUAGGUGUUUCCUUUUAACGGUGGAGACUGGAGUAGUUUAUAGUGAGCUCAAAAAGCAGUAUCAGUUGAGGACUACUUGUAUUUAUUGUAUUCGUGACGAAGAACGACACACCAACGAUGCGGUGCUGCGUGCCUUUCUGCAAAAAUACUUCAGAUAAUGUGUCGACAUCUGAGAGAAACGGAAUUACCUUUCAUGCCUUACCCAGUGAAGGCAAUCUCCGUACUGCUUGGCUCAGAGCCCUCGGCACACAAGACCAUCACCUGCCCGACCCUGCUGUGGUCUGCUCCCAGCACUUUCUGGAGGACGACUUUUGUACAACAGAGCGUUGUGUGAGACAGAUUAAUUCUCAUGCUAUUCCUUCAACAGUGCAGAUGUGCAUGAUAUGCCUGGACUCUGACAGCAAGCUGUUUCUAAUGAGUAAACACAAGUUGGAGGAGGCAUAUCAACAGCUGACUGGACUGUCUUUGUUUCAGCUGUGUGGUGGAACAAACCUGAAGCAAACGCUCUGUGUGCUGUGUGCUCAGAGAUUGAUUAACUUCAGCAGAUUUAGAGACUUGUGCUUGAGAGCCCAUUCACUGAUGACAGACUUACUUGAACAAGAUGAAUUUAUUACUAUACAACAUAAGGAAUUGAUGAACUGCGCAACAAAACAUCUGCGGUGUAACUUAACGCGGACAACAUUACGAGCUGACUGCUGUGACUUGUACAUAGAUCACACUGAUGAAGAGGCACAGACAGCAGCAGAGGAAUCUGUGGUGGGAGAUGUUGCAACACUUGUGAAGCGUGAAGACAGUUCUGACUCCAUGUCAAAUGCUGAUAACUCAGAAUUGGUACAUGAAGAUGACACUCAGAGAGACAAUUCCAACAAUGAGUGUGUAUCUGAAGAUAAAUAUUCUGGCAUGAGCAUAAAGUUGGAACCAAUGCUAGUGGUUGAAGCUAUAUGUGAAGCUCCAGUGUUCUGCUCCACAGUCACAGAACGUGUGGCCAAGACAGAGAGUACAGUAGUUUACAUAAAAAGUGAAAGUACCGUCUUCGGGUGCACAUUAUGUUAUGAAGACUUUGUGCAAGAAGAUGCAUACAAUGAACAUAUGAACAUGCAUCUCCAGAACGGCGCAUGUGAUGCAUCACAAGUGUGCGAGCCUCGUGCAGCUGUGAGCCGCAGCGGUGACUCACUCGUGCUGCAGAACAAGACAGGAAGUCAGAGGCUGAAUGAUACACCUCCCGCAGCUGCAGGCUGCGCUCAGGCGACAGUCGCUCCACUGUCCGCGAGACUUGCGGCAAACGACUACAAAGUGCAGGCAACUGAAGAAGCAGCUGCGACCUGGAAAAGUGAACAAAUCCUUGAGACUGACAUUGGCGAAGAAAACCAGUUGUCUCAAAGCAACACCAAAAUAAGUGCUAAGCCUUACUCUUGUGACACAUGCAAUUAUAAAACUGGAAACAAAUGUCAUUUAUUAACACAUAAAAGAAAACACACUGGUGAGAAACCUUACUGUUGUGAGAUUUGCAAUUGUAAAUUUGCACGGGACCAGGAAUUAAAACGACAUAGAAUAAUCCACACUGGCGAGAAGCCUUAUGCCUGUGAGACAUGCAGUUAUACAACUACAGAUAAAAGUAAUUUAUUAACACACAAGAGAACCCACACUGGCGAAAUGCUUUAUUGUUGUGAGACAUGCGAUUAUAAAUUUGCACGGGAAUGUGAUUUAAAAAGGCAUGAAAGAACCCACACUGGUGAGAAGCCUUAUUCUUGUGACACAUGCAACUUUAAAACUGCGCAGAAAAGUUACUUAAUUAAACAUAAAAGAUCCCACACUGGUGAAAAGCCUUAUUCUUGUGACUCAUGCAACUUUAAAACUGCGCAGAAAAGUUACUUAAUUAAACAUAAAAGAUCCCACACUGGUGAAAAGCCUUAUGCCUGUGAGAUAUGCAAUUACAAAACUCCAUGGAAAAGUUAUUUAUUAAUACACAAAAGAAACCACGCUGGUGAUAAGCCUUAUUCUUGUGAUAUGUGCAAUUAUAAAACUGCAGAAAAAGGUCAAUUAAUAUGUCACAUGAAAACUCAUACUGGUGAAAAACCUUAUUCUUGUGAUAUAUGCAAGUAUAAAUGUCUACGGAAACGUGAUUUAGAAAGGCAUAAAAGAACCCACACUGGUCCGAGGCCUUACUCUUGUGAAAUGUGCAAUUAUAAAACUGGAAACCAAUCUAAUUUAUUAACACAUAAAAUAAAACACACUCGUGAGAAGCCUUACUGUUGUGAGAUAUGCGAUUGUAAAUUUGCACGGGACCAGGAUUUAAAACGGCAUACAAGGACCCACACUGGUGAGAAGCCUUAUUCUUGUGAGACAUGCAGUUAUAAAACUGCAAACAAAAGUGAUUUAAAAAGACAUAAAAGAACCCACACUGGUGAAAACCCUUUAUCGUGAGAGAGAAGCAAUGCUGUGAAUGUUACUGAUGUUGUAUAAAACAAUGUAUGUCAUAAUUUUUUACCAAAAAAAAUGGAACUGACUUCAAAGAUCUAUUUCAGUUAUUUUGAUUUUAACUAAACCAAUAUUCAUGAAAAUGAAAUGGGACCAAUCUGGAAGUACUUUAAACAGAGUUUAAAAGUACUUCCAGAUUGGUCCCAUGGUGAUGGUGGUGGUGAUUGGUGUUUUGAUUAUUAUUCCACAUGAAUGUGUUGAUUAGUCUUCAUUUAAUACUAUGUAUAAUUUUUUUUAAAGAAUAUUUGCCAUAUCUUUUAUUAUAUGACCAAUAUUCCCAUUCCCCUCCAACUAGUCGACAGAGACUGCUAGGAGUGGGUACGACAAUAGACCAAUGGGGCGGGGAUCGAACCACCACCCCUCAGUGAUGAGUCUGACCGCUUCACCGUUGAGCUAUUGAGGCUUUUUAUUAUAAAUAGUGUUGGAGUUUUCUUGCCUUUUUUUCUCAGCAGUUAGUAAGUUAUGAACGGGCUCAGUAAAAGAAAGUAUAACAAUGGAUAAAUAAAGAUCAUUUUAAUUUUAA
Molecule: messenger RNA, 3229 nt
Organism: Bicyclus anynana (squinting bush brown)
Lineage: Eukaryota; Metazoa; Arthropoda; Insecta; Lepidoptera; Nymphalidae
Product: zinc finger protein 260
Exons: 8
Coding region: 346-2652 (768 amino acids)
Biological process (GO): regulation of transcription by RNA polymerase II
Cellular component (GO): nucleus
Molecular function (GO): DNA-binding transcription activator activity, RNA polymerase II-specific; RNA polymerase II cis-regulatory region sequence-specific DNA binding; zinc ion binding
Source: RefSeq, a predicted model, not a curated record